AGAUCAUGGUUCUGGAGUGUUAAGUGGUUCCUGAAAGUUUAGCUCUUUUUACUGUUUUCUUUUGGGUUGGUUAGAUUACUGCAUCAGAAGUAGUGCAUUUAGUCUUAGUAAAAUGAAUUUUUAAGGGGGAAAACCCUUUUGUAGACAUGUGGUCCAAUAAUUGAAUUACAGUUAUGGCAGGAAAUGAGAGAUUUGAAUUAGCUUCAUCCAGUUCUGUGUGGGGUUUUACGGCCAAUUAUCCAGAUGGGCCGAGGGGGAGUUUCUCUGGCCCAAAUUUCGAUAGGUCUGGUAGCUUCAAAGAGAGUGCUGAGAGCCGGAUGUUUGGUUCUGGGAUGGGCACGUCGCGGGGGAGUGGUUCACUGACUGGGGAUUUGCCCCCAUUUCGACAGAGUCUGAUGCUGGAGCCGAUUGUAAUGGGUGAGCAAAAAUACACACGAUCAGGCGAGUUAAGGAGGGUUCUCGGCAUUUCUGUUGGCUGUACCUCGGAAGACAAUUCAUUUGGAGCUACUCAUCUCAAGCCUUCCCCAGCUGUGGCUAUGGAGGAUCUGAAGCGUGUCAGAGCAAGUAUUAUAGAUACCUCUAUCAAAGCCAGGGGUAGAACAAAGAAGUUGGAAGAACUCUUACACAACUUGGGCAAAUAUCACGAAGCUGUGACCUCUAAGAAGCAGAGGCGGAAUGAGCUAUUAAAAAUCGAACGAUCAGGUGGGUUGAACUUGAAGAUGGGAAUCCAGAUUCAACGAACUUCGCCAGAACUUGUAACUCAGAAAUUGGAUGAUCGGCCUAAGAAUG
Molecule: messenger RNA, 789 nt
Organism: Ilex paraguariensis (yerba mate)
Lineage: Eukaryota; Viridiplantae; Streptophyta; Magnoliopsida; Aquifoliales; Aquifoliaceae
Source: the annotation of a GenBank genome assembly